Exophiala aquamarina CBS 119918 is the source of this 1260-nucleotide messenger RNA. RefSeq lists its product as uncharacterized. Bases 1 to 1260 code for a protein of 419 amino acids. Gene Ontology annotation, cellular component: mitochondrion; cytosolic tRNA wobble base thiouridylase complex. NCBI's taxonomy places the organism in Eukaryota, Fungi, Ascomycota, Eurotiomycetes, Chaetothyriales, Herpotrichiellaceae. The record is from RefSeq and is a predicted model, not a curated record. Gene Ontology annotation, molecular function: tRNA binding. Gene Ontology annotation, biological process: tRNA wobble position uridine thiolation. The transcript has a single exon.
AUGCCGCCAUCCAUAUGUGAGGUCUGUCAAAAUUCUCGUGCGGCUGUCAUCAGACCCAAGAACUCUCAGAAAAUUUGCAAACAGUGUUUCCUGUCCGUCUUUGAAGCUGAGAUCCAUGAAACUAUUGUGGCCAAUAACUUAUUUCGAAGAGGGGAGAAAGUCGCCAUCGGUGCCUCAGGGGGAAAAGAUUCGACUGUGCUCGCAUCCGUAUUGAAGACCUUGAAUGAGAGGCAUGACUAUGGUUUGGACCUUGUCCUGCUGUCCAUUGACGAGGGCAUCAAAGGUUAUCGAGAUGACAGUCUCGAGACGGUGAAGAGGAACGCUGUACAGUAUGAGAUGCCGUUGGAGAUAGUGGGAUACGACCAACUUUACGGCUGGACAAUGGAUCAAGUCGUGGCUCAGGUAGGAAAGAAAGGCAACUGUACCUAUUGUGGAGUCUUUCGACGUCAAGCUUUAGACAGAGGAGCGGCCGCAAUGGGCAUCAAACAUGUCGUUACGGGCCACAAUGCCGAUGACGUUGCAGAGACUGUCAUGAUGAAUCUGUUGCGUGGCGAUCUUCCACGGCUGGCGCGUGCCACAUCAAUUGUGACUGAGAGUACGGCAAGUCAAAUCAAACGCAGCAAGCCUCUGAAAUAUGCAUAUGAAAAGGAAAUCGUUCUCUACGCACAUCACAAAAAGCUUGACUAUUUCAGCACCGAAUGCAUUUAUAGUCCAGAGGCAUUUCGAGGUAGUGCGAGGACACUCAUUAAAGAUCUGGAAAAGAUUCGACCCAGCAGCAUUCUUGAUAUUGUAAAGAGUGGCGAAGACAUGGCAUCCCUGGUCUCGCCCGAAUUGACAGGCUCAGUUGUUUGUGCUGCAGAUGGCGAGGAUGCCACCACCGGUUGUGGUUCUCGGAAUGCUAACAGUGACUCAAUGGCUCAGAUGGAGAUGACUUUGGCAGCCAACGAAGUGGCAGCUGAAAGGGAGACAGAGAUCAACCUUCCAACUGUUAUGUCAAAUCAUGCCCGCAUAGAAACCUCUGAUUCAGUGAAGAUUCACGACAAGAAACCUAAGGGACGCCGAAAAGUGGUUAAACAAGUCAUGGGACAGUGUGAGCGAUGUGGCUAUUUGUCGAGUCAGAAGAUUUGCAAAGCGUGCACAUUACUGGAAGGUCUGAACAAAAGCAGACCAAGAACGACCGUCGAAAUUGGAUUUGACGAGGAGGAUGGAAGCACAACAGUAAUGCGACAAACUGCGAGCCUUGCAAUAUCAACUGGAUGA